CCACAACGCACUCCCCAGCACUACUCUCGUCUUUGCUGGCCUUUUUAAACAUUGCUUGCGCUUUUCCUUUCCUUUUCCCGUUCCCUCGUCCCUUGUCGUGUUGUCCUCUUCCUCGCAUCCUCUCGUUCCGAUCCCCCCACCCUCACCUCCACCCCCAUCUCACUCAUCUCGCAUUCGCCCCUUUUUGUUCCUGUCCUCGUAUAGUCAGUCCUCAUUCCUGCUGUCUCAUCAGUUCAUGGUUCAUUCUAACUGAACCUUGUAUUCACUCUCGGAAAGAAAACCUCCACUACAGCAGCCCUUGCUUGAUCUGUCUCCCUUAUCCAACUCAAUUGCACACUUCAUAUCGCCGGCGCAACCUGGGUUUCCCAUGGUGUUGGCAUCCAAGCUCCCCUUGCCGGACGAAUGUAUCGACCUUAUUGUAGCCUACCUCGUCGACGAGCGACAGGCCCUCCAUGCCCUCGUCCUCUCGAGCCAGAAGCUCUUCCAGCGCACCGUCCCUGUGCUCUACAGGUCGCCGUUCCAGCUUAUCGAACAAUCACAUCGCUGGACCAGGGAUCAGAAAGAAGAGCGAUCUGCUGCGCUAUUGGCCUUGCUGCUCAGCUCUAAGGCCUCUUCACUAACAGCGCUGUCCAUCAAAAGCUCAAGACCCAUUGUAAGCCAUCGGCACCAGCAGCUACGUCCCCCGACCUUGGACUAUCUUCGAUUCUAUACCCUUCAAUACCAUGUCGAUCUUCUGGGGCCCUUGGCCAUCCUCCAGCAUUUGACUUAUGAAAAGCACAUGUACAUACUGGAUGUCAGCAAGAGCAUGACAGAGCUACAGAACGACGUCGCCAUGUCCCUGGUCGAGUACCGUCCUGAGGAUAUCAAGGUCAUUGGUCAACCAAUUGCUCGCGCCCCAUUGGUCCUUGUGCCCCUUCUACAACGGCUACGCAACCUCGUGCGCCUGGAACUUUCAGAGAUCCCAUACGGCUGCAAACUCGAGCCCAUUCUGGAGUUCAUACGAGUCCACGAUGCGACCCAUCAUACGCUCAAGGAGAUAAAAAUCAAGGGAAGCGAGGACUUGAACCGGCAUCUGAUACCAACCCACUCGCAGCUCGUGCGCCUCAUCCAGGCGAUGCAGACACCCCAGGUCGUCGAUGCAAGGCAUUGGAGAGAAGCCAUUCUGGUGCUUGAUCAGAUCCCCGUGGAUUGUUUGCGUACCCUACUACUAGGUAUGGCAGACAUACCUCCAAACAAUAUCUCCGUCGUUGACUAUCUAUCGCUAUGCACGUGUCUGGAGGAACUGAGGAUGCCGAUUCGAGACGAGAAGCUAUUCGCGUGGGCGGUUGAAGAGCGGCAAAAGAUGGGGCUGGACCGUAAUGGUAGUGCCCUUCCCAGAUCCAGAUCCUUACCACCACCACUAAUAACAACAACAACAACAAUAACGGCGACAUCGAACAUGACCUCGGAUUCUGUCUAUUUGGCCCCGUCUCACCACCCAACGUCAGGAAUUACAGGGAGGUCGUCACCCUUCUUAAUGCCAUCAUCAGCAUCUGCUACAUCGUCGUCCAUAUCGCUUCUGUCGCCGUCACCAUGGCAAUUGAGGCACCAUUAUCAUCCAGAAUGGCAUGCCUUUGAACAGCAGCAUGGACUGGCGCGUCUCAAGUCCAUUGAGCUCUGUGGCGAAGAUCGGUGCCUGAUCCCUGCGCUCAGCGACGCGACCGACGCGUUCCGGGAUUCGCUCGAGUGCCUCAAGGCUCAGUCACUGGCGAUCUUGAUGACCACGGCUCCGAUUUUGAACUUCAUGCCCUUGACCUGGUCCUGGCCCCUCCCACGGCUCACUAUUUUGGAUCUGGAAGGCGAGGUGGCGUCUGCAUUUGACUUUGCGGCGCUGAGAUACUGCCCUGCGUUGUUAACGCUGCGGCUCUCCUUACCACCGUAUAUGUAUUCUACCAGCGAAGAUGGUCAUAUACUGGUGGAGAUGACGGCGAGGAUGUCACAGAUCUGUCUGGCAACAAACUUGCUGGACCUGGAGCUGCAGGGCAAGUGGCCUGUUUCGGAUGAACUUUUAGGAAUGAUGGCAAGGCAGAUGAGGCGGCUGACAAAGAUUUAUAUCGUGAGCUGCUCUGAGUACACGACGGAGGGCGUGCAGGUUUUAGUCAGAGAGCUGAAGCACCUGAAGUCGCUUGCGAUCAGCAGGUGGCUAUACAAGCUGCAGCCCACGCGACUGCAGGUAAUUAAGUCCCUGAAUCCGCAACUCGAGCUAGUGGAGGAGUAAGUGUAGAGUUCGGCCGCCUCAAGGAUAACACUUGGUUUACAUAUAAUAAAAGGAACAAGGGUGUACAC
Molecule: messenger RNA, 2325 nt
Organism: Gamsiella multidivaricata
Lineage: Eukaryota; Fungi; Mortierellomycota; Mortierellomycetes; Mortierellales; Mortierellaceae
Exons: 1
Coding region: 368-2257 (629 amino acids)
Source: RefSeq, a predicted model, not a curated record